AAAGAAUUCGAGAGGUGUAAACAACCUUAACAAUUGUCUUCGCGCCUUCGCUUUUAUAAAUUAUUGGUUGCAGUAGAAUUAGCGGCGUUUAAAGCCUGCCAAGGUUCGCCUGAGAAGCCGCUUUUGGCGAUUUUCCGUUGCUUCCUGCUCGGUAUAAAACACGCAUUAGUUGAAGGUUUCGGGCAUUUCGUUCCGGCUUCUUUAGCUGCUAGUGGCUUGUUUGUUCCGUGGAGGUUUUAAAAAAAUAAAAUGGUAAUGAAAAACUCCCUAAACACUCUCCUCAACGCGCCCACUUGCGCACAACUGCGCACCAUCCGGAGGAACAUCAAUGAGGAAUGCGAGGACAAGUUAAGACACAAUGAACGCCACAUGCAGCAAUGGAUCAGCUAUCAGAGGCAUUUUCCUCAAAAGAUCGAUGCCAAGCUGGUUCGCAAUGUCCUCAGAGCCAAUAAGCACGUGCUGGACAGGACGAAGCGGAAGCUGGAGCAGCAACUAGCCGCCCGACACAUUUAUCCAGAGUUUUUCCAAAACCGCUCCCCGUUUUCCCAGGAAAUCGAACAGGCGAUGAGCGUGGUAAACAUUGCCUACAUGCCCUCAAUGACUCAGAACGGGGAGCGAAUUGCCGUGUUUUCCCUCAACCGGUUCGAGGCAGCGCAAUUCAACAGUGUCCAUGUGAUCAAACUAGUGCUGAUGAUAUUCGACUUGGUUCUGAGUUCGGAGCACAUCUACGCGGGCGACAUCGCCAUUUUUGAUGGGGCGCACUUUUCCGCCGCCCACGUCGCCCAGUACUUGGGCCCACACUUCAACACCAUCAUGACCAUCCUUAAGGAGGCCUACUCGAUCCGACUGAAGGAAAUUCAUGUCAUCAAUGCGCCCAGUUUGCUUGUGAACAUGUUGGCCAUCAUCAAGCCGCUUCUACAUCCAAAUCUUCGACGUUCGAUCCACAUCCACGAAAACCCCAGCCAGAUUCUGGACAUUUUCGGCGCCCAGAACCUGCCCUCCAACUAUGGCGGCCAGUUGCGAACGCUCAGAAAAAUGGCCACCGAUUGGUACGACGCAGUGAGCGACCACGCCGACUGGUUCCAGGCUCAGGAGAGUGUCCAGAUCAGCACGGUGCCUCAGAAAACCAGAAGCCAGCUACAUUCUCCCGAUCAGAUGGGCCUGGAGGGCAGCUUCAGACAAUUGAACAUUGACUAGCACCCGAACUAACCACCAGAGCCGAUGCGAACUGGACACCGACUGGCUUGAUUGAAUUUCCGGAACUCAGCUUAAAACUGCUCGGGCUGAUGUUCUUGAGGCGCUCUUGGAAACUUCAUGGAAGCAAUAAAGACCAAAUGCACCUUCA
Molecule: messenger RNA, 1345 nt
Organism: Dendroctonus ponderosae (mountain pine beetle)
Lineage: Eukaryota; Metazoa; Arthropoda; Insecta; Coleoptera; Curculionidae
Product: alpha-tocopherol transfer protein
Exons: 6
Coding region: 250-1197 (315 amino acids)
Cellular component (GO): membrane
Molecular function (GO): phosphatidylinositol bisphosphate binding
Source: RefSeq, a predicted model, not a curated record